Messenger RNA from Diatraea saccharalis (sugarcane borer), 2624 nucleotides. NCBI's taxonomy places the organism in Eukaryota, Metazoa, Arthropoda, Insecta, Lepidoptera, Crambidae. The record is from the annotation of a GenBank genome assembly.
AGUCGCACUUGAACACCCCUGCUGACGCCAUGUGGUUGUUGCGGGUGAUAUUAUUUCUGGAAGUGAUAUUCUUUGUAAAAGCUGAGUUUGGUACGCCAUAUUUGAAAACUUCAGGUGUGAACUGUCCUGUGAAUAGUACUAGUGAAGUUGAUGCUUGCAACCCGGUUUCUACGACUGCUGGUAUGAACUAUAUGUUCACUCAAAGUCGGUACAAAGAUUUGGAGAAGAAUUUGGCUAAAGAACAUCGCCCUGCAUGGUUUAUGAGACAGUACUUUGAUAGAAAAUGCUGCGACGUGCCGAGAUUAAUCAACUACACGGUUUUAUCGGAAUGUGGGUUCAGUACUUUUCUGAGAUACUACGAGAACGAACCUAAUACGACUGAAACACAGAAGUAUUAUAUGGUGACUUCAAAACCAAAGACAAUAAAAGAGAAUAUGCCUAAAGUGAUGCCUAUAGGUGGAGAGAAUUUUGAAGACCCAUUAGAAUGCUGCGAUAUGGAAUCUUUCAUUGCAUCAUCCUGGAGGUCGAAAUGCGGUUUUCAGUUGAAAUGGGAUGGUGUUAAAAGAUUUAAAGUCGAAGAUCAAGACAUGGUUCCUACUACAUUGGCAUCCGAAACGACUACUUCUAUUCCAAUUAAUAAAGAUAUAAGAGUUGUGCCGCUAUCCUGUGACAAAGAAACAUGUGUCUUCCAAAAGCUGAAAGUUAUAUCAGAAUCGGGUACAGUGGAUAUGGAUGCGUUCACUAAAGUGCUAGAUAAUUUCACAACUUUACACCCUUCGUGGAGAAAAGCGAAGGCUAGAGUGAUAACACAGUGUUUAACCAGGAAGAACAAUGAAUAUAGCGCUGGUUGUGAGAUAAAUGAAGUGCUCGGUUGUACACUAGACGUAUUUUCUGAGAAUUGUCCUCACAAAAGCAAGAAUGACUUUUGCAGGCACUCGAAGCGAAAUAACACAGUUUGUCAGAUAUCUGCUUCCAAAUAUAGACCUAAAAAUCGUCGUUCCGUCUGCGGUCUUCCUCAUUUCGUGGACACCGAUAUACUGACUGAAUGUGGAGUUACAUCUAUUAGUCAGAUAGAAUAUGUUCCUGAAAAUCCAGUUAAAAAUACUAUAAAUGAAUGGAAAAAUGACAACACGUGUCAAGAUUCUUCUCAGUCAACAUUGUGUAUGAUGCGUGAAAUGGAAAUACUGAACAAAUACGGCUUCAUGGAUUACUUCAAGUUAAAUGAUAGGAUUAGAUCGUUCACUGCAAACGAUUCAGAGUGGACACCGAUCGGUAGAUUGUUGAUGAAUGUACUCACAGCAUUACCACUAUAUGAACAUUAUUGCAGCUCGCCUAAGAGGUUUAUGAAUGUCAUCGAUGCUAUGAUUAUGACUUGUCCAAUCUCCAGACGAAAGAACACACCUCCAUGCAAUAAGCUCUUCGAUGACGUCAUUAAAACUCCCAAAACGAAUGUCACCAAAGAGCAAUUGGACGAUAUACUACGAGAAUUCCAUCGAACAUUCUCUACAACACUGGCGCCACCAAGAGUCACAAGAGAUAUGAGAUCUUUUAGAAGAACCAAACACAUAUUCGAUUAUGGAAUACUACAAUCGAAAAACGCACCAAAAGACGUAUUACUAGAUGUAAAGUCUUCAACUAGAAUUCCUGUAAUUCUAUUACCAGUGUAUAUGCGUAUGAAUGAUACUGCGCAUUCUUUAAGACAUGAAGAUGAAGUGCUUCAGAGUCCACAAUUUUUAUUAAACGCAAAAUUGAAUUUUACACAUAAUAAAUGGGAGAGAGUUUUGAAACGAAAUAAAAAGCAUUGACUAAAAUAUUUUUUUUUCUUAAUUCUGAUCAGUCUUUUGGUGUCUGUGUUACCCAAGAUUGUAUGAUAUUAAGCAUCUUGAUAAGAAGAGGCGCUUGUGUUUUUGUGCUGACCAAUUAACACCACUUAGUCCUGAAAUUAACUGUUAAAGUUUGUUAUAACAUAGUCUAUAAUUCAAUCUUAAUUAAUAAAUUGAAAUAAAUAAUUUAAAGUAAAUUGAAAACGCUUUAUUGCUGUCCAGUUUUAAAAAGGCUAUUGGUUUCCAAGUAUAAUUGUAUAAAACUAAUAUAAUAGUGUCAGUAGCGAUAUAAAAAUAAAAAUAAUGAAUGGUGUGAAUAUUUUGCAGUAUUUACAAUAGGUAAACUGUAGAGUAGCUCAGUGGCGUAGUGGAUAAGCGCCGCGGCCCGCGAUCGUAGUCGUUAAGCAACUUUCGCAAGGGUUGGUCACGGGAUGGGUGACCGAAAAAUUAUUAUCUCGAGCUACUCCGUGCUUCGGAAGGCACAUUAAGCCGUUGGUCCCGGCUGCAUUUGCAGUUGUUAAUACCCUCCAAUCCGCAUUGGGCCAGCGUGGAGGGUCAUGGCCCAUCCUCCUUAACCAUCCAUAAGGAAGGCUUGAGCCCCUGCAGUGGGGACGUAAAAAGGGCUGGUGAUGAUGAUGAACUGUAGAAAUAAACCCCGCAUAACCGUAGCCUUUAAAAGAAUUUCUAAGACUGCAAUCUAUGUAGAUAUAUCAAUUAAGUGUACUUUGCUAGAUAUAUUGUAAUCGUUACAAAUAAAAUGUAGUUACGCAAUGAAUAAGCAUUUGAUUUCAAAAUGGCGCA